Molecule: messenger RNA, 732 nt
Organism: Stomoxys calcitrans (stable fly)
Lineage: Eukaryota; Metazoa; Arthropoda; Insecta; Diptera; Muscidae
Exons: 2
Coding region: 1-585 (194 amino acids)
Source: RefSeq, a predicted model, not a curated record
AUGUCUAAAUGCCAUCUUCAUUUGAUAUUCGGAGUCAUACUACUGCAACUUUCUAUAAAUCUGAUACAGGCUAAUGACACUAAUUAUGAUCUUAGCAUGGUGCAUGAUUUCAUUGAAGCCAUAGCCAAACAACGCCGUGUAAUACUGUGUAUGGUCCAAAGUUGUGAUGCACUAGCCCUGGAAAAAAUAUAUCAAAUUGAGGAGGCUGUUGAACGAGAACUUAAACAACAACCCACUUUCUCUGAGACCCAUGAAUUUGAAUCGCUAAAAUUGGAUAAGGCUAUAAAUAGGGCUGUAGACACAAUGCUAGCUCUCGAACCCAAUUGCAAGGAUGUCACCUAUGUCUGUCCCACUCAAGCACAAAUCCCAAAAUAUAUCAACGAAUAUACUUCAGGAUUGGCGGAUAUAAUCACAAAUAGCAAGUGCAUCAAUAGCGGGAAUAUUAAAGAUGCCGUUGACAUUUUGGGCAAGAGUGUAGAAUAUGUCGAACAAUAUCAUAAUCAUUCGGGCAAUUUUAUGCAAAGAGUUCAUCCCGCUGCCGUUUAUGUGGCCAAUGAGUUUGCCAAAUUGUGUGAUAGAAUCUAAAAUGGAGCGCCAUAUUAAACCUAACAUUGCUGCGUUCAAGGGUUUCUCAUUCGGUGUCCCUUUUUUGAUAUUUAAGCAAUAUGAAAUUUUUUAGUACCAUAGUCAUAUAUAUUGGGUUGCCCAAAAAGUAGUUGCGGAUUUUUUAAA